Magallana angulata is the source of this 739-nucleotide messenger RNA. RefSeq names its product HAUS augmin-like complex subunit 2. Lineage: Eukaryota; Metazoa; Mollusca; Bivalvia; Ostreida; Ostreidae. The coding region runs from base 46 to 687 and encodes 213 amino acids. Gene Ontology annotation, biological process: spindle assembly; centrosome cycle; microtubule nucleation. Gene Ontology annotation, cellular component: mitotic spindle microtubule; HAUS complex; centrosome. The transcript is spliced from 6 exons. The record is from RefSeq and is a predicted model, not a curated record.
UCAGUAGAGGAGGUAAAUUUAAAAACAUCAACAAACAAACCAAACAUGGAUCUCAGAAAUUUCUCUAAAUCUGGAGAACUUAAUCCUUGGAGUGAUGCGGAUUCUGCACUUUCUCCACUUUUAAACGUGUUGAAUAUUGUUGAAAAGUUGGGAUACGUUCAGAAGACCAAAGAUGAUAAGAUAAAGAGUUCAUCGCCUUCCAUAGCUUUGAUAGCAUUGCUGAAAGAAACAUCAAAAAUUCAGAGAGAAUUGCAUCAGGUUGAUCUGGAUAUCCAAAGGAGAAUGCAAGACAAGGAAACUAGUGACAUCACCCACCUUGCUGUUAGAGAGAAAAGAAUAAAGGAUAUUCAAAGUUUAAAUGGUCACAUGCAAUCCAUCAUUGACAGCAAAAGUCAGUUAAAAACCCGACUUCAACAACCUUUUGUAGGCGAUUUUGUAAAAAUUGAAGCACAGUACCACAGAUAUGCGGCGGAACUAUUUCCUCAGAUUGCCCCCAUACUUGCCGAUUUGACCACUCAUCUAGAAAAUAUAGCGUGGGUCAAAUCAUUGUCCUUCAGUGAUGGAAAAAUGGACAGUUUGUUAAGUGAUCUAAACAACACAUUAGCAGGAUUACAAACAACAUUCCAGUUGUUAUGUCAGAUGAGGAAUAACAUGGCCCAGUUUCAUCACAUUGAUAUCAAAUCCUGACAAAACAAUUUUUUAAAUCAUAUCAUUACAUCAUUAAAUAUUCAUAACUAUU